AUGAAUAAUGUUGAUGAACUGAAUUUUAUAAAUUCAUUUUUUGCAGUUUUAUGUGUGAAUCGUGUUAAUGCAUUUUUUGUUGUCGAUAAUGCACGACUCGAUGCAAGCGCUAUUUUAACUUACGAAGAUAUUAGCGAAGAUGAUUGUUCAAAAAUUUGUGGAAAAAAUCGAGACAAAAAUGGACGAUUUAUUUUAUGUUCCGCGUUUACUUAUGAUCAUUCAACUUUUAAAUGCCUAAUUCAUCAGACAAAAAGUAUUCCGGAAGGCGAUUCACAAAUCGAAAAUAUUCCCGAACAUCGAUAUUUCGAAAAAUUUUGCAUUGAUGAGAAACUCCCGGUUGAAUGCGCUGAUACUCAAUUUUUACGAGCCGAACAAUCAGUUUUAAUCGGUUUUGCAAGAAAUGUUUCCCUAACAGCAAAUCUUGCUGAAUGCGUCACGCAUUGUUUAAUGGAAAAAUUCGAAUGCAAAUCAGCAAUGUAUUUUUACGAAGAAGGUGAAUGUAUAACAAAUAUCGAAUCAGCUUCAACACAACCAAAUUCAUUUGCAAAAGAGGAAAAUGAUAAAGUGAUUUAUUUCCAAAACGGUUGCACCGAAUCAAUGAAAUUUCAACGAAAAUAUGAAGCAAUUAAAGAUCAUCUCGAUGAGCAAUUCAAUACGCAUAAUCUGCAUAACGAAGAAAUGAUAACUGAUUUUCCUAUAGAAAAUGACGAGAAUGAAAAUGCAAAGGAAAAUGACGAUUAUCAAAUGAAUCGAAAUGAAAAAGAGGAAAUUCUUAAGGAUGAGAAAAUAGCAACAGCAACAACAACAACAGCAACGAUAACAACAAAAAUUUCAGAAUAUCAAAUCGUACAAUCACAUAACGUUGUGAACGAUUCGAAAAAUCUACAAAUCGAAGAUGAAACAAAAUUAAAAAUUGCGAAUGAACAAAAAAAUAAAGAUGAAAUAAUUACGACUGGAAAAUAUUUGAAAAAAUUAAAAAUGCAAAUUAUCAAAAGCGAUUCGCCAAGAAAUAAUAUCAAACAAAAAAAUAAAUAUAAAACGCAUCCGAGAAUUAUUACAACUAAAAAAUAUGAAAAGCAUGAAUAUUUUUCACAAUGGAGUGAAUGGCCUCCAUGCAAGAAAAUUGGCGAAAAAAGAGUGAGAUACAGGAAAUGUUAUGACCUAAGAUUAUGUCUUGGUGCACUUAUGGAAAUCAAUCCAGUUGAACGCAAUAAAUUAAAUAUUACUCCUUUUACUCCUCUACCUUUCGAAGGAAUAUUGGAGGAAACAAUCGGUGCCACACAAAAAACUAUGGUUAAUCGAAACAACACCACUGAAUCCCCGAAUAAUCACAACCAAAUCUGGUCAUCUUGGGCAGGUGAAUGUCAGGCUUUCACUAGCGGCCAACCAUGCAAAGAUCAUGAAAUGAUUGGUUUUGAAUCGAGAGAAUGCAUUGCGAAAGAUCCAAAUCGUUGUGUUGGACCAUUUUUUCGUUAUUGUACCAUUCCAUGCUAA
Molecule: messenger RNA, 1494 nt
Organism: Dracunculus medinensis (Guinea worm)
Lineage: Eukaryota; Metazoa; Nematoda; Chromadorea; Rhabditida; Dracunculidae
Source: the annotation of a GenBank genome assembly